CUGCUGUCAAAUUAUUUCUUGGGCGCUCGAUCAGACACAGGGUCGCCCCGAAUCCUCCUCUUCUUCAUGACCAUUUCAUCGCUUGCAGAUUGAGAAUUUUUUUUUCUUUUUUUCGCGCGUUCAUCCUUCAAUACCGUAUCUCAUUAUUUUCACCUCGACCCGACCUUCCUUACGCCUUUGCUUCUGUCUCUAUCGCACCCAUCCUCCCUCUCAGAACAACCUUCGCCGUCGCCAUGUCCGUCUGGAAUCCAGAUAACAUUCGCGAUGUUGCCGAGUCGGUGGGAAUAGUCAAUCUCAACAAUGAUGUGACCGAAAAUCUCGCCCGCGACGUCGAAUACCGCAUUGCGCAGGUGCUGGAAGAGGCUCUCAAAUUCAUGCGCCACAGUCGACGGACGUUGCUUUCGACGCAGGAUGUUGCACAAGCCCUGCGCGUACUCGAUGUCGAGCCGCUCUACGGAUACGAGUCUACCAGGCCCUUGCGGUUCGGAGAGGCAUCGUUGGGGCCUGGACAACCGUUGUUCUAUGUGGAGGAUGAGGAGGUGGAUUUUGAGAAACUGAUCAACGCGCCGUUACCUAGAGUGCCUCGAGAGAUCUCAUUCACAGCGCACUGGCUAGCUGUCGAAGGAGUACAGCCAUCGAUUCCCCAGAACCCUACCGCGGCCGACUCGAGAAACCUCGAAUUGAUGUCCAAAGGCCCCAAUGCCAGCUCGACGCUCGCGGCUAUGAGUGGAGGAGGUAACGUGGCCGUCAAACCGCUGGUGAAGCACGUCUUGUCCAAGGAACUGCAGCUUUACUUCGAAAAAGUUUGCAACGCCUUCCUAGACGAAUCCAGCGAAGAAUAUCGUACUUCAGGCUAUUCCAGCCUACGAGAGGACCCGGGCCUGCAUCAGCUGGUCCCAUACUUUGUACAGUUUAUCUCCGAGAAGGUUACACAUGGUCUGAAGGAUAUUUUUGUCCUCACACAGAUCAUGCACAUGGCGGAGGCCCUUGUGCAGAACAAAUCACUUUAUGUGGACCCUUAUAUCCCAUCCCUUGUCCCGCCCAUCCUAACCUGCUUGAUUGCUCGACAACUGGGCGGCAACGCUGAGCUGACCGAGCAGUUUGCCCUCCGCGACCUCUCCGCCUCACUCUUGGGUUUGAUUGCGAAGAAAUACUCCCACUCUUCCCACACACUCAAGCCACGAUUGGCUCGUUCAUGCCUCAAGACAUUUUUGGAUCCGUCUAAACCAUUUGGUGCGCAUUACGGCGCCAUCAUUGGACUUCAUGCGGUUGGCGGUGCAGAAGCGGUGCGGGUGCUGAUUCUGCCCAACCUGCCUACCUACGGAACUUUACUGAAGGACGGAAUGGCGGAAGAGAGCCCACGGCGACCGGAGGCUGAGAGAGUUCUCGUGGUUCUACUAGGGGUUCUGGCAACGUUGCGGGAAGGACGCACGGCUCUCACCAAUGGGCACGGAGGCGUAGUUACGGAAGACCUGCGGGACCGACUGAGUGAGAAAGUGGGUGAGUUUCUUGCGUCGAAAAUCAAGGAGGUAGGAGAGGUGGAAACCGCCCGGGCCAUUCUCGACGCUUGACCCUACCGUGCCCACUGCCGACUAGUCAAGUACUAGGUACAGUGACCCCUCAUUUUUUCUUGCGCCCUGCGUAUGGGCGAUCUAUAUCUCUUUUUCGGUUGCUUCUGGUCCAGCAAAGUAUGGCGUUUUGGGAGGGAAGGGGGAGGUGUUGAUUGCAAUUCGUGGUUCUCUUUCUGUGAUACAUACAUAGGUAGUAUUGACUUUCUAGCGGUGUGAUAAUGAGAAGAAUGAGGUAUGCACGAGCAGAGGCAGACAGAAGAGGAAGUGAGGGAAGAGUACCGUCGUAGGCAGGUGAAGAGUAGAAAGGGAUGAAAGAAAAUUGGGAGAUUCAAACUUAAAG
Molecule: messenger RNA, 1911 nt
Organism: Aspergillus saccharolyticus JOP 1030-1
Lineage: Eukaryota; Fungi; Ascomycota; Eurotiomycetes; Eurotiales; Aspergillaceae
Product: TATA-binding protein-associated factor TAF6
Exons: 3
Coding region: 234-1571 (445 amino acids)
Biological process (GO): RNA polymerase II preinitiation complex assembly; transcription initiation at RNA polymerase II promoter
Cellular component (GO): transcription factor TFIID complex; SLIK (SAGA-like) complex; SAGA complex
Molecular function (GO): protein heterodimerization activity; transcription coactivator activity; RNA polymerase II general transcription initiation factor activity
Source: RefSeq, a predicted model, not a curated record